This is a messenger RNA of Mauremys mutica (yellowpond turtle), 4347 nucleotides long. It is a transcript of the gene TAF8, whose product is annotated as TATA-box binding protein associated factor 8. Lineage: Eukaryota; Metazoa; Chordata; Testudines; Geoemydidae. The transcript is spliced from 8 exons. Bases 105 to 1016 code for a protein of 303 amino acids. Gene Ontology annotation, cellular component: transcription factor TFIID complex. Gene Ontology annotation, biological process: transcription initiation at RNA polymerase II promoter. The record is from RefSeq and is a predicted model, not a curated record. Gene Ontology annotation, molecular function: protein heterodimerization activity.
CCAGGCCAGUGGGUUCUCCCUGCAGCCCCAGCCUCUCUUCAGGACUACAAGUCCCAUAAUGCCCCACGCGGCCACGCACGCGCGUCGUCGCCCAUGGAUUCAAGAUGGCGGACAUGGUGUCCAGCGGCUCGGGCACGAGAUCAGGAGGCAAACACUCAACAACCCCCGCAGAUAACUAUUACUUGGCUCGGAGAAGGACUCUGCAAGUUGUGGUCAGCUCCUUGCUGACAGAGGCUGGGUUUGAGAGUGCCGAAAAGGCAGCAGUGGAAACCCUGACAGAGAUGUUACAGAGCUAUGUGUCAGAAAUCGGAAGGAGCGCCAAGUCCUACUGUGAGCACACAGCAAGAACUCAGCCAACCCUUUCGGAUAUUGUUGUUACCUUAGUCGAAAUGGGGUUCAAUGUAGAAACUCUCCCUGCAUAUGCCAAGCGCUCCCAGCGGAUGGUCAUCACUGCACCGCCUGUGACAAAUCAGCCCGUGACUCCCAAAGCCCUGACGGCUGGACAGAACAAACCCCAUCCAUCCCACAUCCCCGGCCAUUUUCCCGAGUUCCCGGAUCCUCACACCUACAUCAAAACUCCGACGUACCGGGAGCCAGUUUCAGAUUACCAGAUACUACGGGAAAAGGCAGCGUCGCAGAGGCGUGAUGUGGAAAGAGCUCUGACUCGCUUCAUGGCAAAGACGGGAGAGACGCAGAGUCUCUUCAAGGAUGAUGUCAGCACAUUCCCACUGAUUGCUGCCAGGCCUUUCACAAUACCAUACUUGACUGCACUUCUCCCCUCUGAGCUGGAGAUGCAGCAGAUGGAGGAAACAGAUUCAUCUGAGCAAGAUGACCAGACGGACACGGAAAACCUCCCCCUCCACAUGAGCACGGAUGAUUCGGGGGCUGAGAAAGAGAAUGCUUCAGUGCUACAGCAAAACGCAUCCCUGUCGGGCAGCCGCAAUGGAGAGGAGAGCCUAAUAGACAAUCCCUACCUCCGGCCGGUGAAAAAACCUAAGAUUCGCAGGAAGAAGUGAGCUGCAGCAAGCUGACUGCAUGGAGGACAAGGAGGCCCGCUGGCUGUCCCAUGGAGGUUUCCUUUGCUGCUGUGAGUGGUGCAGGACAAAGAGGGGAGAUACUGCUGGUGGAGUGGCUUGAAGCAGAGAGAGGACCUCCUGUACAUACCAAACUACACUUUUCCCCACCUCCCCCCUUCUCUCACUGGCUUGGCAUGGUCAGUAGGGAAAGGGCAUGGAAACCACCAGACCUCACACUGGAAUCAGCCCAUCUACUCCAGAGAAGACUGAGUUGCAGCUGUGACAUUCCUCCUCUUCAUGGGAUGGAUUUAUUCUGUAAGGAGGAGGCACACAGAAGGGCUUUCACUGCUUAACACUUCCCAGUGGACUGUGCAGAAUGGACUAUGUGCUUGCACAGGCAGGUGGAGUCCUCGUCUAGACUCAAAGAAUGACUUGUCCAUUCCACUCUGGCUGUUUGCAUUGGUGUGCACAGGAUUCACACCAUGGUCCCUUGUUAACUCUGAUCUCUAUUUGAACCAGAGAUCGGCUUGAGCUGCUGCGCAGAGCUCCAUAUCUUAAACUUCCCUGGAGUUUGAGGUUGUCCAGAGCUAGGGGUCCUGCCAUGAAAUCCAGACCCAGUUCCAAACUUUCCCAAAGUUGCUGAAUACUCAGAGUUGUUGGUGUUGGUCUAAAUCCCAUUGCUCAGGAGCAAUGGGCAGGGUUAUGCAUGUGUAUCAGGGUCAUGAGGGAGACUGCUAAGUACGCCACUUAUUCUAGUGUUUAAAUGUGGAGGUGCAGAAAAUGUUCCCACUAUUUUUUAAAGUGCAUUUAUAGUGAGAAAAUUAACUGUGGUCCCCUUCUUACUCAACAGAUCUGUCAGAAUGGUUCCCUCCUAAUCCAUAGAUCAGCUUCUUGUGCGUCUUUGUCUUAUCGGUGCAUUUCUCUGGCAAAAGUCCAAGAUUUUUACACCUGUUAGCCAUAGUGUUGGAUUUCUCUCUGCUUUGCACAGCAUCAGCUAAAUUCACUUUGCAGAGGCUUUAUUUCUGAGGAGAGUAUACAGUAAGAGGCAGAAGAAUCCGUGGUGGGUUUUCAUUUCCCAAACUUCAUUUAUAAUGUUGGCAGUUAAAAGUUGAUAUGUUGUUUAUGGUUUUUUUUUAAUCUGGUAAACUGAGUGCAUCUGGUGUAUCACUUAAGGGGAGAGGAAUACAUACAGAGCUCCAGAAUGCCAUUCUUUUCUGACUACAGCUGCACUUAAAAGCAGUAAGCAUGCUGUUUAUACCGCUCCAGUUAGAGAAUAUUUUCCAGCUGUCUGAACGGCAAGAUCUAACAGCUGCUUCAGGCUCUCUUUCGAUUCUGUUUGGUUUCAGUGCAAUACAGGUCCCCUGAGAGUCCGCCAGCUGUUUGAAACCCACUGUGCUGGAGGUUUUGGAAUACGGAAUGAGAAUCAAUUGACGGACUAUCCUUAUGGCCAGUAUUAUGGUCCAUUUUCUCCUGCGGAAAUACAGGGCUUUUAUUCACCAGAAAGUCUCCUUUUCUUCAACAGUCAAAAAACACUGAUCGUUCUAGCAUGACCCAGGGGUGGUAUAAGUCUUCACUCAAGCCUGGAUCCUGAGGCCCUUACUUAACUUUCACUCAGCCUUUAUUUGGGCAAAACACUGGUUAACUUCAACAGUUUUCCUUGAGUAAGGAUGAGUAAAACCUGAGUAGAGAGACUCCAUACUGCAAAUGCAUAUGUAAAUACAUGGACCCAACCAGGGAUUGCCCCUAAUACCAAAUCGCUUUCUCUGACUGUUAGUGCUAGAUGAAAAGAUGCCUUAGUGAAAAUAUUCAGCAAUAGCAGAGAUUUAAUGGCAGAUUAAAACAUUGCACCCAUAGUGGUUGCAGAGGUCAGACUAUCAAUUGCAAAUGGCUCCACUGCUUCAGAUUCCCUUAUUAAACACUAUCAUCCUUGGAAACGGGGAAGGUUCUGCUCUCACGCACGUGUGUACAAAUGUAGCUAACCCACUACCCCUCCAAAAAUUGGGCUGCCUGAGAAAGAAAAGUAGGCAACAAGUCGAUGGUUUAAAGCAUUUUUUAAAUUAAUUUUUGGAAAAAUAGAAAUGAAACACUUUAGAGCUAUUGAAACUGAAGGCGAAAUCGAUCAGACCUUUUUUUUCAAAAGGCAUAUGUGGAAAAGAUCCUGAGAUGAAAAGUAUCAAAAUCUCAUUCCCUUUCCACCUCAGUAAACCAGCUCUUUAAACUCUCUAUCUGUGCAAUGAAAUUGGGCGAGCUCAGCCCUUUCUGUCACUCCACUAACAUCCAGCUUACUGCACAUUCGGGCAAGGAACCAGAAGCCUAUGGGAAAUAUCAGUGUCUUGGUGCUCUACCUGCCUUUCUCUUUCUGUGCAUGCUGUGGUUGAUACAGUUGCCCUUUCACCUAUCACUCUCCAGCUACCCAGAAAUAAAUCCCUUUUGUCUUCCAUUCUCUUCCCUCGGUACUAGCUGGUUUGAUGAUUCCUGGAACAAUUCACCAUGCUGCCUCAUGAGACUGUGAUCAGGAAGCGAUGCCCCCUGCAGGCUGGCAACAUUGCCCAGGUGAGAGGGUAGGGUGCUGCUCUCUUACGCUUCAGUACUUUACCCACUGGAAGAAGUCUCAUUGACUUCCCAGCUGAAGGACAAGUGUGGCAUGGGCAAGUGCUAGGGAGGAGUAAUCACAACCACCUCUUCACUCAAGCCGAUUCUUGUGCUGAGACCCUGCUUUCAGAAGGCAAGGGCUCUGCGUGCUGUGGCUGAGACGAUGGAGCGAAGAAGUGUCCACGCUCGGAUGUGCCUUGUUUUUCUGCUAGGAUCCUCCUCCCUUCAGAAGACAACCUUGGCCAAAGCAGUAGCUGUUGUAGUUAAAGGUGAUGUCACAUCCCUCCCAUGUUUAAUAGGUUGAGGGUCAAAAGUGGUUGCUGAAGGGAGAUUCUAAAGGCAGGCUCUGGCCUUUGCAAUGUGUGGGUUUCGUUCUGUACCGUCCAAGUCAGUGGGAGAUUUGCCAUUGACUUCAGCAGGAGCAGAAUUGGGGCCUAAAUGCCACCAGUACCAGCAUGUAAAAUACCUUUUUCCCUGAGGUAGAAUUGUACCAUCGAGGGAGACUCAGAAUCCAGCCAGAAGCUCUUAAACGUUAUCCCUAGCGAAAGAGCCCUGCACGUGCCAUUGUCAAGCCUGCCAGUGCAUUUGUUGUAUAGAAGAAUGUAUGUACAUACAGACAUUGUAUAUUUAUAAAUUUAUAUUUUUGUUUGGUCAUUUUGGAUUAGGCUUUUUUGAUGAUAAAAACCUGAGUUGGACAAAAGUAGAGUGAAAAUAAUUAUUUUUAAGUUCAUAAUAAAAG